UGCCGCACAUCUUCAAUUAUAUAAGGACAUGCCUGUUAUACAAAAUACAAUUUUAUAAAUUAACCCUAUCUUGAUAUAUAGUAACUGCAAUAUGCCGCACAUCUUGCAAGCAAUAAGUUUAAUAUUUAUAGCGCAUUAUGUUCGAUCUGAUGGACCAGGCGUGGAAACAAAAGUUGGAACUGUGACUGGAACUCGAUACACCUUCGUAUUCAAUGGAGUUAGCUACAAUGUUUCCAGGUACCUUGGAUUGCCAUUUGCGAAACCUCCAGUCGGAAACUUGCGCUUCCAGAAACCAGCACCAUACGGAAAUUUUACAAACAACACUUUCCAGGCAAAGAGCUUUGGACAUUCAUGUGUCCAGUACGACCCGAUGGGUAAUGAACCGGACCAAAGCGAAGAUUGUUUGUUUCUUAAUGUUUUUGUUCCUGAACAGGCCCCUGAUACCUCUUCCAGACACGCUGUGAUGAUCUUCGUUCAUGGCGGGGGACUUGUAACUGGAAGUGCGAAACAAUAUCCGGCGGAUACUCUUGCAUCUGUUGGAAAUGUCAUUGUGGUUACCAUCAAUUACAGACUUUGGAUGUUUGGAUUUCUUGAUAUGGAUACGCCAAGUGUACCGGGAAAUAUGGGUCACUGGGAUCAACAUAUGGCUUUUAAAUGGGUCAGUGAUAACAUUGACUCGUUUGGUGGUGACCCGGAAAGGAUCACAAUCUUUGGACAAUCCGCGGGAUCAACAAGUGUGACACUCCAAUCUAUGUAUCCUGAAAAUCACAUGCUUUUUCGAGGGGUGAUCACUGAAAGUGGAACAAUCUCUUUAUUAACCCAAGUAAUGAGAUCUGAAAAUAUAAACCUGGCUAUGUUAAUGGCAGAAAAAAUGAAAUGCAACACAACGAGUAUGAAAUCAAAAGAAAGCAUACUGAAAUGUUUUCAAGAAACGAACGCUGAGAAAUUUGUAGAAACAUUAGCUAAAACUUUAAUGAGCUCUCCUACGGAGGGACGCGAUUUAUACUCUUUUUUUACAACAAUUGACGGAGAAUUCCUAAAAGGAAACCCACUGGAACUGCUAAAAGAUAUUAAUGGUCUGUCAGAUGAGGUGCAGUUUUUACGGUCAUUAAAUUUGAUAAACGGAUUCAACACUGACGAAGGGUCUCUCUGGGUAAUGGGUCUUCCGGGUGGAUUUGAAGACACAUUUAACAUUUCGCGUGAAAGUAUGAAUUCUUUUUAUAUUCCAAGUAUAUAUCCAAUAGUUUUCGGACCGAAAACCGAGAUACCGGAUGUUGUAAAGGAUAUUAUCGCUCAAGAAUAUACAGACUGGAGAGCAGCGGACGAUCCAGUUUGUUUGUUACAUCAGUUUUCAAAAAUGAACGGUGAUAUUUAUAUGGGAGUUCCUGCCAUAGAGUACUCAAGGCUCCAUGCUCAUAGCACAAAUGCCAGCAGCUAUCUUUACCAUUUCGAAGCAGCCCUGAAUGGACAUGCUAUUGCGUCGCCACGCUGGGUACAAGCUUCCGGCCACGGAGACGAGCUUGCUCCGUUGUUUGGCUUCCAGUUUCCAAUGCGUGCUAAGAAUAUGAGCGUGAUUCCACCAGAAAGCUGGGAAAAGAAACUGUCUGAGAGAUUGAUAGGUUACUGGACAGCUUUUGCAAAAUAUGGGAACCCAAACGGACAACGUGGGGACACUUGGCCAACCUACGAUAUCACAGAUCAGAAAUACAUGAAGAUAGAUAGGACUGACAAUGUUGAACAAUAUUUAUAUGCCCGAGAAACAGACUUUUGGCGGGAUUUGAUACCUUCGAUCAGAAGGUCCGCGGUGGAAAAUAUCAAAUGCACGAAGAAAUAAGAAAACCAGGCAGUUUGAAUUACUUAUUAAAAUCAUAAAGAUUAUGGGUUUCGUUCUUUUUUUCGGACUGUUUACACUUCUUUCCCAUCACAGAUCUUUUAUAGUUUAUAGGGAUGCUGCAAAAUCUCUUCGAGUUUAAAUUCAAAACGUAGCAUAGGUUUGAAUUCAAACAAGAUUCCUCAUCAAACAAGGCAGUCUGAAAGACAGCUAUAUCCCCCACCGCUAUAAUGGUUAGUGAAAGGGGUUGAGGUAUUGGGUGGAAGCAUUGACUUUGUUAAGUAUAUUUUAUAGUUUAUGUAUCAUGAAAUAAAUUUGAAAAUACUUCAAGGGGUUUAAGAGA
Messenger RNA from Mercenaria mercenaria, 2174 nucleotides. RefSeq names its product carboxylesterase 1C-like. The record is from RefSeq and is a predicted model, not a curated record. Gene Ontology annotation, molecular function: acetylcholinesterase activity. The transcript is spliced from 2 exons. Gene Ontology annotation, cellular component: plasma membrane. Bases 92 to 1834 code for a protein of 580 amino acids. Gene Ontology annotation, biological process: acetylcholine catabolic process; choline metabolic process. NCBI's taxonomy places the organism in Eukaryota, Metazoa, Mollusca, Bivalvia, Venerida, Veneridae.